Molecule: messenger RNA, 1200 nt
Organism: Liolophura sinensis
Lineage: Eukaryota; Metazoa; Mollusca; Polyplacophora; Chitonida; Chitonidae
Exons: 1
Molecular function (GO): protein dimerization activity
Source: RefSeq, a predicted model, not a curated record
CUUUCUAUUGAGUCUGCUGUGAAAAGGAUUCUAGACAGUUAUUGUGCCAUUAUGCUCUCCCUUGAUGCGGAAAAAUCACCGAAAGCAGUAGGACUAUCGAAAUUUAUUGGCAAUUCAUUGUUCCUGUUGUUCACAGCCCUCCUCAUUGACAUUUUAACAGCCAUUGGAAUUCUAAGUCUUACGUUCCAGAAAGAUGCCGUCAACCUUUCUCCUAUCAAACACAGUGUUACUUCUGCCAAGAACACAUUGACUGACAUGAGAAAAGGGUCCAGCAAGGUUACGAAAGUCCUCAAUGCUUUGGGUGAGAUGCCAACAACAGGAGAGGCAGCCAAGUACCAUGAUGUGAAUGUUACAGAUAAUAACAUUCUCAGGCAAAGGUUUAAUGAUAUCAGAAAUACCUACCUGGAUAAGCUCAGCAGUAACCUUGAUGACAGGUUUCCCAGUGACAUGUUAGACAAGCUUGAAUGUUUUGAUGUCCUGUUCAACCCAGGGCGAUACCCUAGUGACCUUAACCUCUUAGAUUAUGGCGUGCAACAGUUUGGUGUGUUAGUAGUGUUUUACCAAGAGCUUGUUAGCAAAGAGAGAAUGGAAGCUAGCUUUCUACAGUUCAAACACCUAGCUAAGUCAUACCAAGUGCUUUCAUUUGAAGUGUUGAUCAGAGAUUUUAAUGAAGAAUUUCCUGACUUUCUGUUACUUGGCAAAAUUGCAUUGGUGCUUCCAGUUUCCUCUGCCCCAUGUGAGAGGGGAUUUUCCAUCCAAAAUGCAAUCAAGAACAAAUCCAGGAACCGGAUAACCCCAGAACGUCUAAACAGGCUGAUGUUUAUCAAACUGAAUGGUGGCAGUGUGGAGUACUUUGACUUUGCCAGAGCAGCCAAAAUUUUCACUGACAUGCAAGUUAGUCAGACUGUCACUCAAGGCCACUCAGUGACUAUAUAAGUGAUAAUCAUAACAUAAAUUGAGAGUUUGACUUUAAUGAUAGAGAAAAAAAAGUCUUUGUAACAUUGAAAAAAAUAAACAGAGCACAAAGGUCAUUAAUAUAUAUAUGUGCUUUUAUAGGUCAUUUAUAUAUUAAAAAUUCAUUGGACCCCCAUUAUGGUAUGUGGGACCCCACUUUUUUUUUGAAUGGGGUCCAUUGGACCCCACAAAAAUUACAGCCAGGUAAAACCCUGGUCAUGGGUUUCCCCCGGGCUCAGUCCGGUU